AGUAAUAACGCAUUAUUUGUAAAAAAUGCGAUAAAAUUGUAGAUAAUACUUUUAUUAUUUAGUUUCAUUGGCACCUGACUUAUUAAGACAUUUAGUGGAACGCCUCAAUGAUUGCUAGAAUGGUUAUGGGCGUUAAAUGGAACAUACCCUUCGUAUAUGUGUAGGAAUUUUGUUGUACAUAAGAUGAAUGUUAAAGAGGUUAUGUUGUUAAAACACGAUUAACUUUUCAGUUAUUCAAAAAAUACACUUUUAUUACUUGUAGUGCGAAUAACAAUAAAUUCGUACAUUCAGUUUUGUCAUGCUUAAUGGAAACUUAUUGAAGACGAUAAAUAUUACAAAAAACUUCAAGUUAUGGAGUUCUACAAUACCUUGGAAGAUUCCUGAGUAUCCCGAGCUUAAUGAAGAGUAUCUUUGUAAUCCUUGCAAUUCAAAUGCAAUAGAAAAUAAUAUAAAUAACAGAAAAGGUGUUGGUGAUAUUAAGUUGUUACACGAGUUGAAAAAUAAACUAGAGAAAAUUAAUGGGCAAUCACAUGAAUAUGAAAGUAUUAGGAGCCAAUAUUAUAAAGAGUUGAAUCAAAUUCCCAAUGACACUCAUCCAAAUAUUUAUACUUAUGGCGAUAAACCAAAAGUAAUUAAAGUAGUUAAUAAUAAAAAAUUGUUUCCUUUUAAAUGUGAAGAAUUUGGUGAAAUAGCUAAAAAACUUAAUUUGGUGAGAACAGAACAACUCGGUAAUGUAUCUGGAAAUAGGAGCUAUUAUAUUCUAGGUGAACUGGCUGAAUUAGAGCAAGCACUGAUUAAUUACUUUGUUGAAAAUUUAAUAAAUUCAGGAUAUGAACUUAUAUCUGUACCAGAUAUAUUACCCAGAUAUAUAAUUGAAAGAUGUGGGAUGAAUACUAGAGGAGAACGUAAUCAAGUAUAUACUUUGGAUUCAAAAAUACAUCCACCAGAUAUGUGCCUUUCUGGUACAUCAGAAAUGGCAUUAGCAGGGUUCCUUGCUGGAGAUAUUUUAUCAGAGGAUGAUUUACCUAAAAAGUUAGCUGCGGUUAGUAGAUGCUAUCGAGCUGAAACAUCCAGUACAGCAGAAGAAAGAGGGAUCUAUAGAGUUCAUGAAUUCACUAAAGUGGAAAUGUUUAUGGUAACCACACCAGAAAUGUCUGAUAAUGCUUUGGAAGAAAUACGAAAAUGGGAAGAGGAACAAUUUAAAUCUCUUGAUUUGCAUUUCCAAGUUUUAGAUAUGCCACCACAUGAAUUAGGAGCACAAGCUUAUAGAAAAUAUGACAUUGAGGCUUGGAUGCCAGGUAGAAAAGUUUAUGGAGAAAUUUCCAGCUGCAGCAAUUGUACAGAUUAUCAAUCUAGAAGGUUGAAUAUAAAGUACAAGACCAAAGAGGGAGAAACCAGAUUUGUACAUACAUUGAAUGGAACAGCAUGCGCAAUUCCAAGACUGCUGAUAUCUAUAAUAGAAAAUGAACAAAAUGAGAAAGGGUUAAUUCACAUACCGAAAGUAUUACAUAAAUACAUGCAAGAUAAAACUUUUAUAGGGAAACAAAAAGGGGUACCGGAAUUGAGACUUGUGAAGAAUAAAAAGAAAUAAUACAGUUCAAAAGAAACUUUAUAAUUUUUUUUACUUAACGCUAGUUCAAAGUUACUAUAUUAUCACUAUAGACACAUUUUAAACAUAACUCAAUGUAAGUAUGUUGUUCGAACUUCUUGUUUCACAACUGACAUUGCUUAUAAAAUCACAUAAAAGUGGCUAUGGUUGCCACCUGAACAACCAGGACGGUUCUAAAUUUGUCACUAUUUGUCUCAACACAAAUGAGUAUUACAUAUAAAUUUAUUCACCUCUCAAACACAUCAAUUAUUCCAAAACAUUUGUUUUUCAUACAAUAUGUGAAGUAUCCAGAUUGUAUUACUCAAUACUUACAUAAUAUAUCUGUAAGUAUGAUGUACUUCAUUAACUGACAGCGUGCAAAAAAUGUAAAAAUAUUGUCUUUGAAAAUGUAUAUUUUUACUAAAGAAAAUAUUGUCAACUUAGUUUAAGUGCACAGGAGCCUCCAUCAGUUGUUUAUUUUCCCUAACGAUUAAUUUGGUUACGACUAUUCAUAUCAAUAGACUUACAUGUAUUUAAAAUUGGAUUUUAUGUUAAUUAUUACUGGAGUGCCUCAAACUACGGAGAGAAUGGUGCUUGCCAGUGGAUCUAGACAUUAUCUUAAACAAGACCACAGUAACUCCGUUUACCUGGAAUGAGAAACUUUGAAAUACCUGUCUCUAAUCAAAAAUAUAGUCUGGAAAUUUGAUAACCCUAGGCGGAAAACUAGUAUGAAAAACUAUUUUUAAGUUACUGGUAGUAAACCAUUGAAGGCAUUGACGGUGAGGAGAAGCCUAUCUGGUAAAACCUAGAGCUAUAAUCCAGAAAUACUGACAUGUGAAAACAGUUCAGUACCGCCCAAGGAAAACAAUAUACACAAAAGAGGUUUAUAUACAACUAGGGCAUUUGAGGUUAACACAGAUCUUAUACUUCUAUAUCUGGUGAUAUACAGAUUAUGGAAGAUACCGGCGAUAAGAGUAUUGAAAAUCGUGGAGUGUGUUGUUUCGUAACUAAGCGAAAUAAGUAUAUUAGUCAAACCCAUUGAAGACUCCAGUUCGAAUGUAUAGGCAGAAAUACUUGCUAUCUUGAAAAAAACUGAACAGAACUGGGCAAGAAUAGAGUAUCUGCAAUUAGAGUUCCUGGAUAUAUAUACAUAAAUCAAUGAAGAGCCAAAUAUACUCACCAGAAAAGAAUACAAACGUCUUUUAUUUGCGAGGAUAAUUUCUGCUGUAGAGGAAAAAUGCUUCUAUAAGGAUAAAGUUUUGGAAGAAGGAAACCUAAAGAGCAGAAAUCUAGAGGUAUCUUUCUGGGCUAAAUCACUACAAAAACUGUCUUCCUACCACUAGAUCUAGAAAGUACUACUUUUCUGUGGUUUAGGAAAAUGCUUCUAUGAGAAACUUAUUGAUAAAAAGGAUGAAACUGAAAGAGGUGUCUUCCAUAGUAUUUGUAUAUCAAGAAUCUCAAUAUCAUGAAAGGUAAAGCUCUAUACUAGCUUCCUAACAGGUCUCCCAUGAGUGUUGAUUCUGUGGGAAGGAGAAAGAAGCUCUAGUUCAUCAGAAUGCCUUGAGUUUGCGAGCUUAUGCAAGAAAUGCUUUGGAAAAUUAAGCUUCAACCGUCUUGAAGUUAACAUAGAUUUUUGAGUUCAUUUGAAGCGCGGUGUAGAAGUUGAAAACAGCUUUAAAAAGGGGGUACAACAAUCCCCGAAUCUAGACAUUGGAUCUGAGUAUAUAUCUUUGAUGGUUUUAUGGUAAUAAAAUACUACUAAAUUCAAA
Molecule: messenger RNA, 3357 nt
Organism: Diorhabda carinulata
Lineage: Eukaryota; Metazoa; Arthropoda; Insecta; Coleoptera; Chrysomelidae
Gene: SerRS-m
Product: serine--tRNA ligase, mitochondrial
Exons: 5
Coding region: 299-1591 (430 amino acids)
Biological process (GO): mitochondrial seryl-tRNA aminoacylation
Cellular component (GO): mitochondrion
Molecular function (GO): tRNA binding; serine-tRNA ligase activity; ATP binding
Source: RefSeq, a predicted model, not a curated record